Molecule: messenger RNA, 1172 nt
Organism: Dendronephthya gigantea
Lineage: Eukaryota; Metazoa; Cnidaria; Anthozoa; Malacalcyonacea; Nephtheidae
Product: polycomb group RING finger protein 1-like
Exons: 10
Coding region: 85-846 (253 amino acids)
Biological process (GO): negative regulation of transcription by RNA polymerase II
Cellular component (GO): PRC1 complex
Molecular function (GO): promoter-specific chromatin binding
Source: RefSeq, a predicted model, not a curated record
CAAAUAUUUGCGGCAAUCGUGGUUUUAUCUCAAUGUAAAAUGUAAUCACUAACAAAAUUCUUGAAGGUUGCAGAAUAUAUCUAAAUGGAUAAAGUUGUUAAAAUUCGAGAGAUCAACCCACAUAUUGUAUGCAGUCUUUGUGCAGGAUAUUUUAUUGAUGCAACAACAAUUACUGAGUGCCUUCAUACAUUUUGUAGAAGAUGCAUUGUCAAGUAUCUUCAACUAAGUAAAUAUUGUCCCACAUGCAACUUAAAAGUUCAUGAAACUCAACCUUUACUUAAUGUAAGUUUGGACAGGACAAUGCAAGAUAUUGUUUUUAAAAUUGUUCCUAACUUGUUUGAAGAUGAGGAAGCCAAGGAGCAUGCAUUUUAUGAAGAAAGAGGAAUGUCUGUACCAAAGAAAGAGACAGAAGAUUGUGAAAGUGAUGAUGGAAGUCAUUCCCCAAUAAGAAAUGAUGUCACAGAGUACUUAAAUAAUUUCAGAGAUGAUGAGUUGAUUUCACUGUGCUUGAAACCAUAUGAAUCAUAUGAACAUGAUGACAAACUAGUUUUAUCACGGAAAUAUCUGCGCUGUUCACAUCGGGUAUUAAUUUUACAUCUUGCAAAAAUUCUCCAAAGAAAAAUGAAUCUGCCCCAAGAUACGCAGCUUGACUUCCUUUGUGAAAAUGAACUUGUUCAUCCAGCCUGUUCAUUGAAACAGAUCUUUGUUGCAAAUUGGAGACAAAAAGCAUUGCCCAUGUGUCUCCACUAUCAAAUUCAUUUACCUACCCUGGCCACACAAACCAUUGAAGAAACAGUUCCUGCAGAAGAAAGUAUAGAGCCUAUGACAGAAGAUACUUGGUUGUGAAUGUUUAGAUCAAUACCAGAAAGCAAGAUUUUUUCUAAUUAAACUAGGACACAUUUUGUUUGCUCUGUCUAUGGUUCGAGUCUAACUAAGAGCAGUUUUGGACGACGAUUUUCAUUGUAAAUGAUACAUGUAAGAUUAGGUUGAAUUACAAUAAUUAUAAGUUGUUGUAGUGGUAUGAUCAUGGACCACCAGGUGAAAUGCCGAGGUAUGGUAUAUUUGACCUAUACGCCAGAAUAUGGUAUAUUCAACAUCUGUGGGAUCAAAUGUACCAGUUUAUUUAUAAAGUUAGUGAAAUGGUGUAUUACAUUAUAAUAAAGCUCAAUAAA